UGGGGGCUGUGGCUGCAACACGACUUAAAUGCACUGCAGCAUCCAGCAGGUUCUGUCUCUCUGCAUCCUGUUCUCUUGCGCCUGCUCGCUGCUCUCUGUCUCUCUCUCUCUCUCUCUCUCGCUCUCAUUCCACUGCUGUCCGUUCGGAGUGUCCGUGCAUCCAUCUGUCCCGGCAUAGAAUCUCUCUCUGUAUUCCUUUCUCCUGCCAUCUGAAAUUUUCAGCAUAUAGACAGAAACCCUCAGCCCUUGCAAAUUCUACCAGGCCCAGUUCAUCUGCAGAGCACCGUCAUAUUCAGCGUCCGGGAUGGAUGUUCUAAUGAAAGGAUUCUCCAUGGCCAAGGAAGGAGUGGUGGCCGCCGCUGAGAAAACUAAAGCUGGAGUUGAAGAGGCAGCUCUCAGGACCAAAGAAGGGGUCAUGUAUGUAGGUAACAAGACAAAGGAGGGAGUGGUGUCAGGAGUAAACACAGUUGCCCAGAGGACCACCGACCAGGCGAAUAUUGUCGGUGAGACAGCGGUAGGCAGCACUAAUGAAGCUGGACAGAAGACGGUAGAGGGGCUGGAGAACGUGGCUGCAUCGACCGGCCUGGUCAACCCGGAUGAGGCUUUAUAUGAGGGUGACUUCUCUCAUGGGGGCAUGGAAGGAGGAGACGGUGGAGAGGGUUAUUAGUCCAGAGGCCUGAAGCUGAAACGGUCCCCUCUCUUCCCUCUGAGUUUCUGCUCCAAAGCCUCACCCCUUCCAGACUCCAGAUGUUACUGAUAUUUUUUUGUGACUGUAUGGAAAACCAGAGUUGAAAAAGACUUUCCCUGAGCCCUGUAGCCGUUAGAUGUGUGACGCUUCUCCUCCUCUCCAUCUGUGGUGUCCUCACGCUGUUCUCUAGUGUUACUGUCAAUCCUCUUCCCAUCCACACCUCACCUAAAACACACACACACACUCAUACAUUCACAAAAUAUGAAGCCCAGAGGCUGAUAUCAGAGGUCGAGGUGGUCUUUUAGGAGCAUGGCUGGGGAACAAAAAAAGAAAUCCGCAUGACCAGUAAUGUAAGAAAAGCAAUACAUUUCAUUUCAUCAGGGCAUGUAGCAAAGUGCGUCUGGAUCUUCGUGAGAUCAUAGCCAUGUUUCAAUUUAUUUAGUCUUGAAAAUGCUGCAAUGUACGCAAUGACAAGUUGUCUGUACAUUAAGAGAUACAUUACAUUCCUUUAGUUCAGUAUGUGUGCAGAAUAGAGUUACUGUGUGCUUGACCAAUAGACUUACCGUGUGAUUUGUUAGAGUAAGAACAAAUGUUUAUUCACAAAAUAUAAACAUAGAUACUGUAAAACAAAAAAACUAUUAUCUGUAUUGAUGUAGCUGUGCUAGCCUUGCAUUUCUUCAUUAGCUUAAACACGUGAGAUCUGGUUCCAGUUGGGACAAGGAUUCUUUCAAUGUUAUAGGAAGAGAUCCAGUCUUCACACAUCCUGUUUUGUCCUGAUUUUGUCGCGAUGCAUGUGAAGUCGGUGUGCGAUCAUGAAUUUGUGAUGCUAGCAGUGUAAAAGCAAUACCAUACCACAGCUCCAUUGCAAAGUCUGUCAGUGGUAUGUUGUGUAGCACUGUCCUAUGCUGAUUCUAGGCACUGUGUUUUACCAGGGGAAUGCUAAGAAAUGUAGAUCUGACUGUCUUCAUCUUCAUUCAGCCUUGCCAUCAUGGCCACCCAAACCUCAUUCCUGUCCUGUUACUCAGAUCCACCCCAGGCUUGUGUUUACUGUAGG
This is a messenger RNA of Carassius auratus (goldfish), 1742 nucleotides long. RefSeq names its product synuclein, gamma b (breast cancer-specific protein 1) (gene sncgb). The coding region runs from base 305 to 667 and encodes 120 amino acids. Gene Ontology annotation, biological process: synaptic vesicle endocytosis; chemical synaptic transmission; synapse organization. The transcript has 6 exons. Gene Ontology annotation, cellular component: axon terminus; cytoplasm; neuronal cell body. The record is from RefSeq and is a predicted model, not a curated record. NCBI's taxonomy places the organism in Eukaryota, Metazoa, Chordata, Actinopteri, Cypriniformes, Cyprinidae. Gene Ontology annotation, molecular function: cuprous ion binding.